Molecule: messenger RNA, 1210 nt
Organism: Jatropha curcas
Lineage: Eukaryota; Viridiplantae; Streptophyta; Magnoliopsida; Malpighiales; Euphorbiaceae
Gene: RPA32B
Product: Replication protein A, subunit RPA32
Biological process (GO): DNA replication; double-strand break repair via homologous recombination; nucleotide-excision repair
Cellular component (GO): site of double-strand break; nucleus; chromosome, telomeric region
Molecular function (GO): single-stranded DNA binding
Source: RefSeq, a predicted model, not a curated record
UAUUUGGUUCAUCCGACACGCUUGCACAAAUUUAUAUCCCAAGAGGACAAACUUAGGCGCCGACUGAGGAAUAAAAAGAAAAGGCAAAUGUAUCGUAACAGCGAAUUCGAUGGAAGCGCAGCAGCCUUCAUGGGCGGCGGGUUCAUGCCCUCUCAGGCCACCCAGCCGGCGGAUUCCUCCUCUUUCCCUUCCUCCUCCAGAAAUCGCGAGACCAGGUGCUUAUUACCAUUGACAUUGAAGCAGAUAUGUGAACUACCUAGUAAUGAUGAAUCCAAUUUCCUUAUUGAUGGUGUUGAAGUGACUAAUGUUACAAUUGUGGGUAGGGUAUGCCAAAAGGAAGACAAGGCCAGCGAGUAUACUUUCCUUGUUGAUGAUGGGACAGGACAGAUUGAAUGUACCAGAUGGGUCCAAGAGCGCAUAGACACAGAUGAAGUGGAGGGAAUCUUAAUUGGGAGGUAUGUUCGUGUUCAUGGACACUUGAGAGGCCUGCAGGGCAGAAGGUUCAUAAAUGCCUUCUCCAUUAGGCCUAUUACUGACUUCAAUGAGAUCACAAGCCACUUCAUCGAGUGUAUUUACGUUCAUUUCUACAAUACAAGGAUAAGGAGUGCCACUACUCAGCCCCAGAUGGCAAAUUCAACCAUGAACACUCCUUUGAAAGGUUACGAAACCGCCCCACCAAAUCAAUCUUCUGCUUAUUCAUCUACUGAUGGAUUGAACAGCCUGGGUCAAAUGAUAUUGAAUUUUUUGCAGCAGCCCCCAUACCUUGCUAGCGAGGAUGGUGUACACAUUAAUGUCAUUGCCCGUCAGCUAAAUAUGCCAAUGAAGAAGCUCAUGGAAGAAUUGCAGUCUCUUGUGGACAAUGGCUUCAUUUACUCAACAAUAGAUGACGAUCACUUCAAGUCAACUGUGAAUGCCUAAUGCCUUGUUAUUAGAUAGAAAUGAAUUACAACUUGUUUCCAGAGAGAGUAUACUUAAGUACAUCAGUACAUAAUCUUUGUUUUUGGUUUGAUUAUGUUGUAAUUAUCUUCUCCGUCUGCUCUUUACUUGUGAACCCUUGUUUGUUUGCGUCACGUCAGGCCGGUUGGCACCGAGGCGGGUCAUCGGUGGGGAGGUGAGCAGAUUCUAAUUUCAUUCCAUUCAAAAUUUAUCUGGGAUCAACUUGAAGUCAUCAAUUAAAGUGGCUUGCUCCAAUUUCACCCUUUAAGGGGUA